Molecule: messenger RNA, 4756 nt
Organism: Artibeus jamaicensis (Jamaican fruit-eating bat)
Lineage: Eukaryota; Metazoa; Chordata; Mammalia; Chiroptera; Phyllostomidae
Product: desmocollin-2-like
Exons: 16
Coding region: 262-3003 (913 amino acids)
Biological process (GO): homophilic cell-cell adhesion
Cellular component (GO): desmosome; plasma membrane
Molecular function (GO): calcium ion binding
Source: RefSeq, a predicted model, not a curated record
CUUAGGAAAAUACUAAGGAGGGGCCGAUCGGUGUGUUUCGGAGGCAUCUGGAGCCCCACCCUCGGCUAGAGGAAAAGCCCCUUGUGGAAGAAGCAGAAGCGUCAGAAACAGAGAAGAAAGGCGCCUCUCCCCGCGCACAGCCUCUCAGUCCUGCUGCGCCAAGGGCCCAGCCUGCGCUCCCCGGCCGCGGCCUUUGGCCCCGCGGAUCCCUCCCACUCCGGCCCCCGAGUGUGUCGCCCGCGACCUGCCCCGAGUCUUCCCAUGGCGGCCGCCCCAGCCAGGCGCUCCCUGAGCGCAGCGCUCUGCUGGCAGCUCCUGCUGACCCUCACGAUUUCAAUAUCUGCCUGUGGUGCCUGCAAAAAAGUGACACUAGAUGUCCCCUCCAAGCUGGACGCUAAGAAAUUUGUGGGUAGAGUUAACCUGAAGGAAUGUUUUAAGUCUGCAAAUCUAAUUCAUUCAAGUGAUCCUGAUUUCCAAAUUUUAGAAGAUGGUUCAGUCUAUACAACAAAUGCUAUUCUUUUGUCCUCAGAGAAGAGAAAUUUUACCAUAUCACUUUCCAAUACCGAGAACCAAGAAGAAAAGCAAAUAUUGGUCCUUUUAGAGCAUCAAACGAAGGUGCUAAAGCAAAGUGAUUCUAAAGAAACCAUUCUGAGACGUGCCAAGAGAAGAUGGGCUCCAAUCCCUGUCUCAAUGAUGGAGAAUUACCUGGGUCCUUUCCCGCUUUUUCUUGAACAGAUUGAAUCUGAUUCAGCACAAAACUACACUGUAUACUAUUCUAUAAGAGGGCCUGGAGUUGACGAAGAACCCCUGAAUUUAUUUCAUAUAGAGAGGGACACUGGAAAUCUGUAUUGUAAUCGGCGUGUAGAUCGUGAGCAGUAUGAAUCUUUUCAGAUAGUUGCCUUGGCAACAACUCCGGAUGGAUAUUCUACAGAUCGUCCACUUCCCAUAAUAAUCAAAGUUGAGGAUGAAAAUGAUAAUCCGCCAAUUUUUACAGAAAAAACUUAUAUUUUUAGAAUUGCUGAACACAGCAGAGUUGGCUCCACCGUGGGGCAGGUGUGCGCAGUGGACAAGGAUGAGCCUGGCACACUCCACACGCUCCUGAAGUUCUCCAUCCUGCAGCAGCUGCCAGCAUCGCCCAGCCUGUUCUCCAUGCACCCAUCUACAGGUGUGAUUACCACCACUUCAUCUCAGCUGGACAGAAAGUUAGUUGAUAAAUACCAGUUGCAAAUCAAGGUGCAAGACAUGAAUGGUCAACCUUUUGGGUUGUACACAACUUCAACUUGCAUCAUUGAGAUUGAAGAUGUGAAUGACAACUUGCCAACUUUUACUCAAACUUCUUAUGUGACAUCAGUGGAAGAAAAUAAAGUUGAUGUGGAAAUCUUACGUGUUAGUGUGGAGGAUAAGGAUUUAUUUAAUACUUCUAAUUGGAGAGCUAAUUAUACCAUUCUAAGUGGCAAUGAAAAUGGAAAUUUUAAAAUUGUAACAGAUCUCAAAACUAAUGAAGGAGUUCUUUGGGUGAUUAAGCCGCUGAAUUAUGAAGAAAGACAACAGCUGACCCUGCAAAUUGGUGUUGUUAAUGAAGCUCCAUAUUUUAGAGAAACGACUUCAAGAUCAGCCAUGAGCACUGCUACAGUUACUGUUAAUGUAAAAGACCAGGACGAGGGCCCGGAGUGUACCCCUCCAGUGCAAACUGUUCGAAUUCAAGAAAAUGCACCCUUGGGAACAAAGAGCAGUGGAUAUAAAGCGUAUGACCCGCAAACAAGAAGUAGCAGUGGGCUAAGAUAUAAGAAAUUAAGUGAUCCAAAAGGGUGGGUCACUGUCGAUGCUGACACAGGAUCAAUCACAACUUUAAGAAGCUUGGACAGAGAGGCAGAGUCCAUCAAAAAUGGCAUAUACAAUGUGACAAUCCUUGCAUCAGACAAAGGUGGAAAAACAUGUACUGGGACACUUGGAAUUAUACUUGAAGAUGUGAAUGAUAACGGCCCAGUCAUACUGAAACAGAAAGUGAUAAUCUGCAAAACCGUCAUGUCUUCUGCAGAGCUUGUUGCUUAUGAUUCCGAUGACCCUGUAAAUGGCCCACCCUUUAGCUUCAGUUUGGAGGAUGAUUCUGAUUCAAAUGUACAUACAAUGUGGAGACUGACAAAAAUUAAUGAUACAGCAGCACGUCUUGUGUAUCAAAAUGACCUUCCUUUUGGAUCAUACACUGUACCUGUCAGAGUUGCAGACAAACAUGGCCUGUCUCAUGUCUCAUCAUUAAAUGUCAUCAUAUGUGACUGUGUUACCGAAAAUGACUGCACAUCUCGUGUGCUUCCCAGAACUGGUAGCGCAGAAGUGAAACUCGGAAAGUGGGCCAUCCUUGCAAUAUUUUUGGGCAUAGCCUUGCUAUUUUGUACCCUGUUUACCUUAGUCUGUGGGGCUUCUAAGGCAGGCAAAAAGGGACGAGAAGCACUUCCUGACGACUUGGCCCAGCAGAACCUCAUUGUGUCAAACACGGAAGCCCCUGGAGAUGACAAAGUGUUUUAUGCAAAUGGCUUCACAUCCAAUACUGCGGGCAGUUCGGGUCAGGGAAUUUGCGGCACCAUUGGAUCAGGAAUGAGAAAUGGAGGGCAAGAGACCAUUGAAAUGAUGAAAGGACACCAGACCUUGGACUCAUGCCAGGGGGCCAGGCAUCAUCACACUCUGGAAUCAUGUAAAGGAGGUGGACAGCGCACCCUGGACCCCUGCAGGGGUGGCCACGUAGAGCUAGACAACUGCAGAUCCUCAUACUACGAGUGGCGUAAUUUCACUCAGCCCCGCCUUGGUGAAAAGGUGCAGUUGUGUAAUCAGGGUGAUAAUCACCAGCACCCCCAAGACUACAUCCUUCCGUACAACUACGAAGGCAAAGGGUCCACGGCUGGUUCCGUGGGCUGUUGCAGCGAACGGCAAGAAGAAGAUGGGCUUGAGUUUUUGGAUCACUUGGAGCCCAAAUUUAGGAUGCUAGCAGAAGCAUGCAUAAAGCGAUGAGUGUACCCUAAUAAGUUCACGGAAGCCAGUGACUUUAUCACCAUUCCUUUUUUUUAAAAAUUAAACGUCAUUAAAAAAUAGAAGACACUGUGCUUGGGACUACCCCCUUGUUUUGGUGUGAUAUCUUUAGAGAAAUGCACAUUGACUGAGAAAUGCUAUACAGAAGUGCACAUAUUCCCAAUUCUUAAUGUAGUUUUCAAUUACUUAUCUUCCACUGGAGGAGACCCUCAGAAAUAGAAAUAUUAAGGAAGUCUGCAUUAUUGUUUACAUUGGGGUUUGACAACAGGGGCCAGUCUAUAAUGCAAUCAAGUGUAGACUGUUGUGUUCAAUGUAAAACCUUGCACUGAAUCUAUGUUUCUUCUCUUCCUCACUUUGUUGGCAAAAUUUAAGUUAAAAAAUGCUUAAAGAGUCCAUUUUUAAUACUGUAAAGUUUUAGUCUCUCUCUCUCCCCCUCUCUCCCUUCCACCUCCUCCCUCCCUACUCCCCCCUUUCCUUCUCUCCCCCUCCCCCUUUUCAUUUCUCUCCCUAUGCCUUUCUCUCUCCUUUGUUUUGUAAUAUUCUCACUUGGGUUGGAAAAUUGAAAUAUUUUUUAAAACCAUCUCUUUUUUUAUUCUCUUAAAAAGUGAGUUAUUCUGUUUCCGUUUUAUGUGAGGGCGUAUAUUCUUGGUUUCCCUUAAAAAUCAAUGUAAUGUUGACUUUUAUUGUAUCAAAUAUUUUGAUGUUUGCUUCAUUGUCUCUUCAACAAAGAACCUUUAAUAUUGCCUUUGAAAUUUUAGAAAUGUGUGAUUAUUUUAAAUGAGUUGCAGCAUUCUAUGUGUUUAACAAAAGGAAUAGUAUAAUUAAAAUUGGGAUGUGGCUAUUUUAUAUAUAGUAGAAUAUUUAUAGUUCAGAUCUUUAAUACAAGGAUAGAGUUUAUAAAUGUAACAUAGUGAUGGUUUUUAAAAUAAGCUUUGAAAUACAGGGAUUGUGAAAGCUCUCUAAAACAGCUAUUUUGUAACAUUUUAGGUGACAUGGCUAGUCAUACCUUUGUGUUUGUAAAGUUAUUUUUUAAUAUUUUAAGGUUACAGUUUUUAACAAGGUAGAGCAAAUUAUUUAAAUUUUGAGACAAUAAGACAAAAUUAAACUUAAUAGUCAACCAAAUUCCAGGCCAGUUUUCAUGGCUGAUUUUAGUUCAUGAAUUUUCUGUAUAUGCUAACUAUACAAACAUUUAAAAUAUAUUUCUACUAUCUAUGAUUAUUAGUAAUAUGCCUAAUCACAAGGUUGACUUAUAACAAUUAUUUUUAAGGGUUAAUAUUGGGUAAUUAUUCAAUAAUCAAUGUAUCUUUUCAAUAGUUUCAUUACUGCUCAGUCAAAUAUGCUAUUUCUCAGUUAUUAAUAAAUUGUGUACAGACUUCUUGUAUAGUACUGGUUAUGAAAAAGUAAAUCAAGUAGUUUUUAAAAAUUAGUUUGAGAUAGUUAAUCAUGGUGGUGAUAUGAGCUUAUGAGAUUUUAUUUUCUCACUGAGAGUCUAUUUGGAAUCCUGUUAUAUAUUUUUUAGAAUCUUAAAGUUUGAUUUGAUCCAUUGCUAUAAUUUUUCUGUUCUAAAAGCUGUGAUGUUAUGGGAUAUUGGUUAAGUUGCAUAAUUUCUGUUGUGUCUGGUUUGUUGUGUGUUGUUUCUGGUUUGUUUUCUAUUAUAAAAUGGGGAAUAAUAAUAGAAGUCCUUUCCUAGGAUGACUGUAAGACAUUUGAAUAAAAAUGGGUUUUAAGCAUGAAA